CUUCCUCGUUAUUCAGAGGUGUUGACACCCAUUUUUAUGGAAAAUUGAAUUUUAGAAGAGGGAGAAUGUAUGGAUGAAAAAUGAAGCAAUUUUUUAAAUUUAAAUGUGUGAUUAAAUAGAAAACAGAAAAAAAUGGAUUUUGAAAAAGAAUGAGAAUGACCCAGCGUUUCACUGCCUAUCACGACGUUCAGAUUUCUCUCUGUCUCCGCCAAUCUGUCCGACUGUGUUUUGUAUUACUGAGUGUUUGCGUUAGAUCUCUGAGUUUCCGGUCAUCUAUUUAUUUCAUGUUCUAUAUCAAGGCAAGAAUUGACUUUUGAUACGAAGAAUAAAGAAGAAAAUGGCGGUUGGAACGUCCAGAAAAAUAUCAGCAGCCUCAGCAAGGGCUCACACCAGAAAACCAAAGCAAAAGGCUUCCGUUGCAGGAUUUUCAGGGUUGUUCAAGAAAAUUCUACUGGUUUCCUUCAUCGGGCUUUUGGCAUGGGCUUAUCAGGCUACCCGGCCUCCUCCUCCCAAAACAUGUGGCUCGCCAGAUGGACCUCCCAUUACAGCUUCCAGAAUACAACUUAACGAUGGGAGACACUUGGCUUACAAAGAAUAUGGCGUCCCAAAGGAUGAAGUGAAGUAUAAAAUAAUCUUCAUCCAUGGUUUUGAUUGUUGCAGACAUGAUGUUUCUGUUAUAACCUCAAACCUCUCCCCGGAUCUUGUUGAAAGUCAAGGAAUCCGUAUUGUUUCAUUCGACAGAGCUGGUUAUGGGGAAAGUGAUCCUAACCCGAAACAAACAGUUAAGAGUACUGCUUUUGACAUUGAGGAGCUUGCUGAUAAGUUGGGAUUGGGAUCCAAAUUCUAUCUUGUUGGAUUUUCUAUGGGUGGACAGCUGGUAUGGACCUGCCUUAAGUAUAUCCCUCACAGAUUGGCUGGAGCAGCUCUUUUAACACCAGUCGUCAAUUAUUGGUGGCCUGGUUUACCUUCAAACUUGACCAAAGAAGCUUAUGAUCAGCAGCCUCCACAGGAUCAAUGGGCGGUCCGGGUUUCUCACUACAUGCCAUGGCUUACCCACUGGUGGAACACUCAAAAGUUAUUUCCGGGUUCAAGUCUUAUAUAUCACAACCCAGCAAUUAUCUCCAACCCAGACAGAGAACUUAUGCCGAGAAUUCAAUCUAUACGGAAGGAGUAUCGGGCACAGGUGAGACAGCAAGGAGAUUUUGUAUCCCUUCACCGUGAUUUGAUGAUUGGAUUUGGGACCUGGGAAUUUGAUCCUACAGGCCUGGAGAACCCAUUUUCAGAAAGUGAAGGUUCGGUUCACCUAUGGCAGGGAGACGAUGAUAAACUUGUCCUCGUGACACCACAACGUUACAUUGCUCAGAAGCUGCCAUGGAUUCAGUAUCAUGAGCUACCAGGCGCUGGACACAUGUUUCCAUAUGCGGAUGGAAUGGCCGACUUGAUCAUCAAAACACUUUUAGCUGGAUAGACGCGCCUUUUUCGAGUUAUGUCGGGUUUACAUUUCAGCACUUGUUCUGGCGCAUCAGCUCGGGUUUUGUAAUAUCAUAUAUUGACAUUUGAGCUCCUUUUCAUGUUAUAAAAAAUUUUCUUCAAGACAUAAUGUUUCGACUAGAUAUUGUACAAAUACUAAAAUUUUUAUUUUGAAUUAAUCUGUGAUGGAAGUGA
Molecule: messenger RNA, 1665 nt
Organism: Olea europaea var. sylvestris
Lineage: Eukaryota; Viridiplantae; Streptophyta; Magnoliopsida; Lamiales; Oleaceae
Exons: 5
Coding region: 338-1468 (376 amino acids)
Source: RefSeq, a predicted model, not a curated record